Molecule: messenger RNA, 469 nt
Organism: Closterium sp. NIES-67
Lineage: Eukaryota; Viridiplantae; Streptophyta; Zygnematophyceae; Desmidiales; Closteriaceae
Source: the annotation of a GenBank genome assembly
CGUGCCUAUGCUCGAACGUAUUUCUUCCUUCUGUGCUCCCCCCUGUGGCCCCCAGGGCUCGUUCACUCUGGUGCGCGACCGCUUCAAGAGCUUCCAGAAGCGAGGGAUGAUUGAGACGCACGGCCCCACCAUUAAGCAGUCGCUAUCAAGGAAAAGGAGAGUUGUGGAGCAGGGGAGCCAGGGGGCGAGGGAGAGGGAGAUGCAUGCCGAGAUUCAAGCGAUGCGAGCAGCAAGGCAGGAGACGAAGAAGGCUGCUGCAAAAGAGGCCAUGGCAUCGAGUAACUUGGAAUUGUGAUCAUGUUUGAGUGUUUCGAGGCGCCUUAGAAGGAGAGAUUGGCCUUGCAAUGCAAGCGUAGAGUCGAGGCAGGAUUGUGAUACGCAACCUUUUCUGGCACCUAGAAACGGAGAUGUAAGCAAGUGCAAUGAAUACGCAUGGAUUUUUGCUCGCUUGCAAUGCAUGGUCUCAUUU